UGUCUGAAGAGCUUAAAAAAAAAAAGGAGAUCUCAGGUAAUUCUGAAAACAGAGGAUGUUCUUUUUCUUCGCUGGUGGAUUAGGGCAACAGGUGAGGCAGGUGCUCAAAUCCGGCGCCGGAAAGUGCAUAAGAUGUGGCUCGGAGGCCGAUUUGGUGGAUUACGACAAAGUCUUGAAGCUGUUCUUUGUUCCUGUCUGGAGAUGGCCCGGGAAAGAUCAAGUACUCCAUUGUAGAGACUGCGAUCUGUUUUUCCCUCCGCCGAUAUCUCUAGCUACGUGCCGUUUCUGCGAUCGAGUCGUGGAGCCUGAGUUCCGUUUCUGCCCCUUUUGUGGCUCUUCUCUGUGAAUUUUGGUCUGUCUAGAAAGUUGUUCUUUUAAGUCUACAAAGUUGAUUUCAUCUCCCUCUAAAAGUUGUCUGUAUUUUACUGAAACUUUGAGUUGUGGUCUUUCUUGCAAAAUCUUUAAGACUUCCUGUGUGUGUUGCUUGCUCAUUGACUUUUUAUAGUCGCAUGUUUUUCUA
Brassica rapa (field mustard) is the source of this 520-nucleotide messenger RNA. RefSeq lists its product as uncharacterized. The record is from RefSeq and is a predicted model, not a curated record. Lineage: Eukaryota; Viridiplantae; Streptophyta; Magnoliopsida; Brassicales; Brassicaceae.